Penicillium vulpinum is the source of this 2604-nucleotide messenger RNA. RefSeq lists its product as uncharacterized. NCBI's taxonomy places the organism in Eukaryota, Fungi, Ascomycota, Eurotiomycetes, Eurotiales, Aspergillaceae. The transcript has 9 exons. The record is from RefSeq and is a predicted model, not a curated record. Gene Ontology annotation, molecular function: myosin binding; DNA binding; DNA polymerase processivity factor activity. Bases 1 to 2604 code for a protein of 867 amino acids. Gene Ontology annotation, cellular component: PCNA complex. Gene Ontology annotation, biological process: mismatch repair; regulation of DNA replication; translesion synthesis.
AUGGAAUCACUGGUGUAUGAGAACUCGCCUUUGGCUGAAUAUUUGGAAGGGGAGGGUGGAAACGAAGAGAGUUGGCCCGUGGAGGAGAAUCAAAGCGACGAUGAUCAUACCAGUUCCUUGAACUUUGCCCCUCGCGGGGCUUCCAAGUUCCAGGAUCGCGUUCGAAACAAGCUACCGAAGCCUCUCAACCUACAAGGCACACACCAGGGGGAAGUGAUCGCGAAACUAUAUGACGCUUGCUCGUCCGCUCUGAAUGUCCGAUUAGCACGGAGUGACAACGAACGAUUUUUGGAACAAUUUGGCUACGUUAUUGUCGCAUCGCAACUGUUGAACGAACACAGUGCUCCUUCCUACACAUCCGCUGCAGAUGUCCUAUCUGCAAAGCAACCCUCAGCUCUCCCGUCCCUAUCUACCACCUUUGGAAUCCAAGGCGCCCUUGCUACAGCCUUCACAUCUUUUUCUAUCGCUUGGUUAUUACACUGGAGCCGUUCAAGGACUGGGCCAGGACUAAGUCUCAAGAAAGUUGGAGUACUCCUGAUACUUGUGCCCGCUGUCGGUGUCUUAUUCUAUGCUUUCACAAAACGGCAGUGGUUGAAAUAUCUCAGGCACCAGGCUGUGGAAGCAGCUGGAGCUUUUAUUGGAAAUGCUCAAGGCUUUGAUUCUGCUGCGUCGGCUUCCGUGGUCUUUAUUCAGGAGGUUGAACUUGUUUCAAGAGGUUAUCGGAUAAGCACUCCUCUGCCACCUAUCAGUCGACUGGAGGAUUUAGGACAAACGCGACGAUGCUUGAGAUUGCGCCGAACGGUUUCAGAAUGCUUCUACUCCAUGCUCGAGCGGUAUAUCCAAUCCCAGAACAUCCUACGCCCACUUACCGACGAAGGUGAUCUUGCGAAAUAUUACGAUAUUUAUGACAUUGGACUGGAAGAACUUGAAGCAAUUGAGGCCUCCCUGUCGCAGCGAACCAACGAAGACCAGUACUCAUUGCGCGCCCUGAGGGAUCUGUUUGGAAAACUAUACAGUGUGAGAAAGAGCGUACUGUGCUGCUUGUUAGCCCUUAGCGCCGAUGGUGGUGGUUCCGAUAUUGCUCGGUGGAGUUCUGCUGUCGAGGAAAUGCGUGAGCUUGCUACGGUGACUGGUAACAGCAUGCUGAAAAUGACAGCAAUUUUAAAUGAGGAGGAUCAUGAUACAAUUCCUCCCUCCCCAUUACCUUCCGCCUCACCAAGCAAGGACCACCUGCGAGCUCAAUUUCGACGGCUCAGCUCUCUGUCACAAGGGGUCCGUGCCUUGCAUGCUAAAAUGCACAUUGCCAGCGAGGAGUCUCAUGCCAAUCUAGAACGCGCAGACCCCGAUGAAUUUGAAGCCACCCUCCUGACACAAUACGACUCGGUUGGUAGUGAUCUCAGGGCUCUUCUCCAAGAGUGGGAAGCUGGUAAAGCUGCAUUGGUAAACCAACACGAUCGUCUUAGUGUCGGGGAUCGCUCGCGACCGCCUAGUACUUUCUUGUUACCCAUGUCCCCUACCCCUAGCCUGGGAGGAUCUACGGCAGUCGAGGGAAGCCCGACAGAUGCACUGAAAGCUUUGACUGGCGAGGGCCGGCCGGAUCUUACCCAUACCUAUGAUGACGAGGAAAUUUUCGAAGCUGUUGUACUCCCGGCCUCAAGAAACAAGAGAGUGUCUUUGACAAGAGACGAGCGUCUUGCACGUGUACGAGAGGACCGUGCUAGACAGGCGGUUGCUAGAGAAAAGGUAGAUGCCAGCACUAACAUGCUCAAGGAACUGGAAAUGGUCAUCAAGCAGCGACCAGGAAACAACUCUGCAAAAAGAGUUACCAUGUUGGAAGCACGAUUGGAACAGGCCAGCCUUUUGAAGCGCGUCGUCGACGCUAUCAAGGAUCUUGUCCAGGACUGCAACUUCGAUUGCAAUGACUCCGGAAUCGCCCUGCAGGCCAUGGACAACUCGCACGUUGCCCUAGUCUCCAUGCUGCUCCGCGCCGAGGGUUUCUCUCCCUACCGCUGCGACCGUAACAUUGCCCUCGGCAUCAACCUGCUCUCCCUAACCAAGGUCCUCCGCGCCGCCCAGAACGAAGACAUCCUGACCCUCAAGGCCGAGGACUCACCCGAUGCCGUCAACCUGAUGUUCGAGAGCGCAGAGACAGACCGACUGAGCGAGUACGACAUCAAGCUUAUGGAUAUUGACCAGGAGCACCUGGCCAUCCCUGAGACCGAGUACGCCGCCACUGUCGAGAUGCCUUCUGCUGAGUUCCAGCGCAUCUGCAGAGAUCUUAACGCCCUUUCUGAGUCAGUCGUGAUUGAGGCCAGCAAGGAGGGUGUCAAGUUCUCCUGCCAGGGUGAUAUCGGUAACGGAUCCGUCACUAUUCGCCAGCACACCAACGUCGACAAGCCCGACCAGAACGUCGUUAUCAACCUCUCUGAACCCGUCGCCCUGACCUUCUCCCUUAAGUACCUCGUCAACUUCUGCAAGGCCUCUAACCUGUCUUCAUCUGUUGUGCUGCACCUCUCUCAGGAAGUGCCGCUGCUUGUUGAGUACGGUCUCGGAAGUGGCCACCUGCGGUUCUACCUCGCUCCUAAGAUUGGUGACGAAGAGUAA